This is a messenger RNA of Priapulus caudatus, 707 nucleotides long. RefSeq names its product homeobox protein caupolican-like. Lineage: Eukaryota; Metazoa; Priapulida; Priapulimorpha; Priapulimorphida; Priapulidae. Gene Ontology annotation, biological process: regulation of DNA-templated transcription. The record is from RefSeq and is a predicted model, not a curated record. Gene Ontology annotation, molecular function: DNA binding. The coding region runs from base 112 to 702 and encodes 196 amino acids. The transcript is spliced from 3 exons. Gene Ontology annotation, cellular component: nucleus.
CGAAAGAGCGACGCCGACGACAUCUUCCUUAAGUCGGACGACAGCGACGGCGCCGUGACGUCACGGCUCGCAGCGCCCCUUCACGACGCGUCGCGGAGAAUUGUGGGCGGUAUGGAAGGGAGAUCUCGCACGAAGAGCGGCGGCGGCGGCGGCGACGUUGGCGAUGCGGAGCCGAGCGAGGCCGCGCAGAAGCCAAAGAUCUGGUCGCUGGCGCACACAGCGACGUCUGACAGCCCGCCGAGCGCGCGCCGGAGCCUGCAUCAGCAGCAUCAGCAGCAGCAGCAGCUUUCUCAUCCUCCUGCUCCUCCGUCCUUGCAUCCUCAUCAUCUCACACAGAGUGGCUUCUUCUUCGCGCGGCCGUGGCAUGAUGCAGGCGCGUUCAUGCAGCGCGGCGGCUACCCGCUCACGGGAGUCGCUCCCAUCACGGCGGCGACCCGCCUCACGGCGCCCACACCCAUCAUGCCGCCGAUGAUGUCACCGCUGACCCCUCACAAGGUCAGACUGACACCGGCAGACGAACACCGUCGCAGGUCUGAGCCGUGCCACCUGGCGCUGACAGAGAGAACUAGCCAAAGCAGUCCGUCCAGUAGCAGUAGCUCGUCAAGUCCAGUCGGUGACAGUCAGCGGGAUGUCAACGCUAGAAAAGUCGUCAGUCUGCAGCAAGGCAGCAGUCCCCUGCCACCUAUACCCACAUCCGGGUGAGUAGC